GGCAACGACGGACCAUGGAGCACGUUUGACAUCCGCGUCGGCACGCCAGAACAGUACAUCCGGGUGCUCGUGUCGACGGCGUCCCCACAGACCAUGGUCGCGCUCGACAGUGACGGGUGCUCCGAGGCGGUUUUCGGGACGAUGCCGCCAGACUGUGCAGUGUCACGCGGCGGGCUCUUCAACAUCAACGAGUCGUCCAGCUGGACGGAUGUCGGUCUGCACGGGAUCAACGGCAAUGGCGUUGGGCUCGAGGCGAACUUGGGCUAUGUCCAGCGGGCACAGUUUGGCCUGGAGACGCUGGGACUCGGGCUGUACGGGCCGAGCUUUGAGAACCAGACUGUCGCUGGCAUUGCGACACCAUCGCCGUUUUACCUUGGGAUCCUCGGCCUCAACGGGCAGCCAGUCAACUUCACCACCCUCGGCAACUAUUCGUCUCCGUCGCUCCUGACGACACUCAAAGAGCAAAAUAAGAUCCCAAGCCUGAGCUGGAGCUACACUGCCGGUGCAGGAUACCGCCUCAAGCAAGUCUACGGCCAGCUCAUCUUCUCCGGCUACGACACCUCGCGCUUCACCCCGAACAGCGCAUCCUUCAGCAUGGCCGGAGACGUGACCCGGGACCUAGUCGUAGUGCUCCAGUCGAUAAGCUACUCCGGCUCCUCGUCCACGGACCAGCUCCUCGGCUCGCCCAUCGACAUCUACAUCGACUCGACCGACCCGCACAUAUGGCUGCCCCAGACCGCAUGCGAGGCGUUCGAGGCCGCAUUCGGCCUGACCCUCGACGGGGAGAGCGGGCUGUACCUGGUCAACGACUCGCACCACGAGACCCUGCUGGACGAGAACGCGCAGGUCACUUUCCGCAUAUCGGAUGUCAAGGGCGGCGGGGAGGGGGUGGCGAUACGCCUGCCGUACGCGGCGUUUGACCUCGUCGCGGAGAAUCCGCUUGUUAGCGGAGAGGGAAAUGCAAGUGCGAGAUAUUUCCCGCUCAAGAGGGCCGCCAACGAGACGCAGUAUACACUGGGGAGGACCUUCUUGCAGGAAGCUUAUCUCUCGGCCGACUACGAACGCAAAGUUUUCAACGUGUCAGCGUGUACCUGGCAGGAAGGCGCCGAGGAGAACAUCGUCACCAUUCCGUCCCGCGAGGGCAACACGGGUUCCAGCAACGACGACGGCGGAAGCAGCAGUGGCAGCAGCAGCGACAGCGGCCUCAGCACCGGCCAGAUCGCGGGCAUCGCCGUAGGCUCCGUGCUCGCCGGGUUGCUGGUCAUCGCGCUCGUCGUGUUCUGCGUGUUCCGCCAGCGCAGAAAG
Microdochium trichocladiopsis is the source of this 1305-nucleotide messenger RNA. RefSeq names its product aspartic peptidase domain-containing protein. Gene Ontology annotation, cellular component: fungal-type vacuole. The record is from RefSeq and is a predicted model, not a curated record. The transcript has 4 exons. Gene Ontology annotation, molecular function: aspartic-type endopeptidase activity. Gene Ontology annotation, biological process: proteolysis. NCBI's taxonomy places the organism in Eukaryota, Fungi, Ascomycota, Sordariomycetes, Xylariales, Microdochiaceae. The annotation marks the transcript as partial.